CCUGGAUGUGUGAAUACAACAGAAGUAGAUAUCAAGAAAGCCUGUAGAAUGAAUCGACAUUCAAAAAUGUCACGGUUAAAUUACGCUGUACCAGGGGGAAGAAUUAGUCCUAGUGUCUCAGAAGCAGAACUUCAUAAUAAUGUGGAACAAGUUAAAAAUGAAAUUUACGCUUUACGGAGAAAAUUAGAAAAAAGACGAGUAAAAAUUUCCAAAGUUACAGAAAGUUUUAUAGCAUACUAUCAGCAAUAUGCAGAAUAUGAUGCCUUUAUAACGAACCCUGACCCCACCAACCCUUGGAUAUCAGACAAUCCAGAGUUCUGGGAACAAGAACGAUCUAUGAAUGCUCGAGAUAUACCACAACGUAGAGUUAAACUCUGGGCUUUCUCCGUGGAAGAAUUACUUCAUGAUGCAGCAGGCAGGGAUCACUUUGGAAAAUUUUUAGAUAAAGAAUUUAGUGGAGAAAAUUUAAAAUUUUGGUUAGCGUGUCAAGAAUUAAAAGGCCUUCCAAUGAGUGAAGUUCAUCAAAAGGUCCAUGAAAUAUUUAGUGAAUUUCUUGCCCCGGGUGCACAUAAUCCAGUGAACGUAGAUUGUCAGAUUAUGGAGUUGGUACGAAAACGAGUUGAAAAUAAUCCCACACGAUUCUGUUUCGAUGAAGCACAGGAACAUAUAUUUAAACUAAUGAAAUGUGACAGUUAUAGUCGCUAUUUAAGAAGUGAUAUGUAUAAAGAAUAUUUAAGUGGAACGAGAAAGAAAGUAAGACUUCUGACCAGUAAUUGGUCACAUUUUAAACAUUGA
Molecule: messenger RNA, 795 nt
Organism: Lottia gigantea (owl limpet)
Lineage: Eukaryota; Metazoa; Mollusca; Gastropoda; Lottiidae
Exons: 8
Biological process (GO): G protein-coupled receptor signaling pathway; regulation of G protein-coupled receptor signaling pathway
Source: RefSeq, a predicted model, not a curated record